CAUUAGGACCGGUUUCGACGUCCGCGUGUCUCAUCAGCAGUGCCGAGCUGCCGCCGGGUGACACUGCCAGUGACCACGGUGGUGGGCCUUGGGAGAAGGGAGGGCGGGUAAAUAAUAAAAUAACUCUUUUACAGAGGAAGAAGAAAAAAAAACCUAAAAUAAAAUUAUUAAUAAACAUAGAGAGAGAGACAAACCUUUCUCUCUCUCACUCACUGCAGCAGACACACAAACACCCCCCCACCCCCCCAGAGUGAUAAAGUGUUCCACGGCGGAUAACACUUCACUACCAUCGGGCAUUGUAUCAUCAUCAUCAACAUCAUCAGCAUCAACAACAACAUCAUCAUCAGCAUCAACAGCGGCAGCAGCGGCGGCUGCAACCGACAUGCCGAGACGAAAAUCAUCAGCAAAGGAUGAUGACGACGAUGAUGAAGAUGAUGAUGCUUUGGAAGAAGAGGAUGAUGACGGCGGUGAUGAUGAUGGUGGUGAUGGUGAAGACGACGAUGUUGAUGAUGGUGACGAUUCGAUCGUCCGCCGGGGUGUGAAGCGAGCCCGGCGAGACGAUGGACGAGCGAGCGGCAGCGGCAUCAUCAUCGUCACCUCGUCAUCAUCGUCACCGACACCACAGCUACCAUCAUCAUCACCACCACCCGCACCACCAUCGUCGUCGUCAUCAUCAUCAUCACCAUCGACAUCAUCGGCAGCAGCGGCGGCGGCGGCGCGGACGCCAGCGAACGUCGUCAUCGGCAGCAGUCUCGACGGUGCAAAGUUCAGGGGGCAGCUGCUGAUAUGCGGAGCCACCAACUGGGAUCUGGUUGGGCGGCGGGAAGUGCCUAAGCAACAAGCUGCAUUCCGGAAUUUGGGCCAGAACCUGUGGGCCCCUCACCGCUACGGAAGUCUCCGUGACAUUGCUGUGAGCCGUGUCAUCACGGGCCCGUGUGCAGCUCACAGCCUCCUCAUCUCCACACGAGGGCUCGUGUACAGUUGGGGGCGGGGAGAGAAAGGGCAGCUGGGUCACGGAGACACAUGUCGUGUGGACGUCCCUCGAAUCAUCGACACGCUCAAGGAGUGCGUGAUCGUGGACGGGGCUUGUGGGAGGAGUCACACGCUGUGUCUCACAGACACGGGGACCGUGUAUGCGUUUGGAGAAAACCGUCUUGGGCAGCUGGGUCUGGGAAACCAAACGGAUGCCGUGCCAAGCCCAACGCAGAUAGUCUACAGCGGGAGGCAGGUUGUGAAGGUGGCUUGCGGUGCGGAGUUUAGCGUCUUCAUCGACUGCGACGGGAAUCUCUUCUCCUUCGGCUGCCCAGAGUAUGGACAGCUCGGCCACAACACAGAUGGGCGCUACAUCGUGCGGGCGCAGAGGAUAGAGUUUGUGUGCGAGCUCGCUCCGCGUCGACUGGCGAGAUUCAUCGAGAAAACGCGCGAUGGGCAGGUGCUCACUGUACGGGGCGUGGUGGUACGAGACGUGGCAUGUGGGGCCAACCAUACGAUCGCGCUGGACACGCGGGGCCGCGUGUUCACGUGGGGUUUCGGAGGCUACGGCCGCCUGGGCCACGCCGAGCAGAAGGACGAGCUGCUCCCGCGCCUCGUCAAACUGCUCGACCGGCCGGCGCCCGCGGUCAACUCGGUGCGCGCCGGCUACUCCUGCACCUUCGCCAUCAACGUCGUGGGAACGCUUUACUUCUGGGGCUCCACCAACACGUCACGUGACCCGACCAUGUACCCCAAGGCCGUCCACGACCUGUGUGGCACCCACGUGCGCAGCCUCGCAUGCGGUAAAAGCAGCAUCCUCAUCACGUCAGAUGAAAGCACCAUGAGCUGGGGCCCAUGGCCAACGUACGGAGAAUUGGGCUACGGCGAGGGAAAGCAACGCUCCUCCUCCAUGCCCCAGGAGCUCAAGAAGCUCAGUGGCAUCCACAUUCACGAGGUGGCGAUGGGAUUUGCGCACUCCCUACUCUUGGCGCGGGACGACUCGGAGGAAGACAAAGCUCUUGUCCGUCAGAUCCCAGAGUACUGCCCCCGUGCGCUGUGAUUAAGUCUGCCACUAGCACGCCGGUGUUACUGUCGUGGAAAAAAAUAUUUACUUUUGAAAAGAUGUCCCGACUGUUGAGGUGGCCGGGUGGCUCAGCGGUGCAGAGCGCUGAGCCGACACCGCUGACAAUCCUCUGGGUACAGAAUCCACGUGACAGCUGCCUGUGAUUUAGCCGGGUUCUCAGGUGCGGUGAGUUUGGUGGUCUCAGUCCCGGUCACCAACGAGUGCAGACACGCACACACAAAAAAACAUCGCCGUGAAAAUGAGCUUUGACACUCCAUUGAGCUUAUUUACAGCUCUGAGAAUGAAAAUAUCGGUUUGGCUCGCUUGUGACAAACAUUGCCCUCACAUGGCAGAGUGGGUGGGAAAUUGCUGUCCCAUCCACUGUGUGGACCAGAGGUCACUGAAGGAAUCUCAGAGGUAGCUCGGUGAUAUCUGCUUCCGUGGGCUGUUUUUAAACACGAAUGGAUGCACUGCUCUGCGUCUCAUUGACGCGACGCAGAUAGCGCAACCGGGGAUAAAAUUGAAAGUGAUCUCACUGCUUGCCACUUCGAGGUCAAGAAGCUGUCAUAGGCAGUGGCCCACCUAUGCCAUCACACACUAAUCUGUCACUUCCUUUUCACAGUUGCCACAGCUGCUGCACAGCUGCUGCACAGGUGAUACACCAUCUGGAAGGUCUGCUUCUAUAGUACCACCACCUGGCUUUAUGUCUCCCACCCGUCACAACGUCGAUGUGUCCUUCGAGGGCCACUGUUAAAGUCUCGUGUACAGCCCAUUUGUCGCUCCACUGCUGGACCGAGGCCUCCCUGCAUUUCACUUGGACUUCUUUCUGUUGGCCAUAGUGUAGCCCCGCUACCCCCCCCCCCCCCAACUCUGAGGACAUUUACAUCGGUCGGUGGGGCGCUGUGUCUGUCUUUCGGCUUUCAUGAGCGUUGGGAUAAAGCAGGUGGUGGUGGGGGUGGGGGGAGGAGUCAAUUGUCGUCAGGGCCUAAGUGGGCUUUCACGCGGUGUUGAUUACGGCCCGGAAUAAGUGAUGCAACAAAAUAUAUCCGUCGAUGGAGCGACGGUGUUUUUUUUUGUUUAAUGAUUGUAGUCGACGAUGACUGCCGGUGAGCAGACGAGAAUCAUCGUGCGUGACGACGGCAGCGAGGCCAAAGUGGCAGACCGAGCGUCGUGACGGGACGGGACUUGCGGAGUCCGCGUUAACGCGUGAACGCGUGAACGCGUAAGCGGGCCGAGAUGGUUUAGUAGCGUCGCCCUAGAUGAGAGACUCCAGUGCACUGAUAAGACCAAACUCUCUAUACGUGACCGUACGGUAUAGACGAACGUUCAUUGAGUUAUUCGAUUGGCUGAACUGAUGAUUUUAAUGGGAGGGCUGGAAUUGCUCGCCCCUUACCCCCAUAUUCAAUAACGAAGGGUGUUUGACUGAAUGGUUUGAUGAGUUGACUAGACCCAGAGAAUGACAGGAAACUCACAAUCUUAAGACUUUCUCUAAAACUCCAAAAGGCUACCUUUGAUUAGUCCAAGACAAUGACCAAAAUGACAUGUUUAAAAACAAGUUAACACUGUUAACACAGUGGAUUGACAAAAGCGGCUGUACAUUCAUAAUAAACAAAUAUGUAAACAAACAAAAAGAUCUAAUUGUGUUGUGCUUUAAUGACCCUGUACUGGGUGGCUUGAAAGUCAGGACACACGGGGUUAUAUUAUGUUUUGGUAAACAAAUCACAUAGGGUUAUUUAACUUUUUAAACAAAUGUUUAAACAGACUUAUAUUAACAUGAAUGCGUACAUGAAUUGUCUUUUGAAAUUAAUCUCGGACUUGUUCAAAGACUACUGGUGUCAUCUUUGAACAUUCAUCAAUGGUGUUUUCGUCUCCAUUCAGGGUUCGUGAUCGAGUUUUGUAUGCAACGUAUAUGAGGUGUCCCCCACAGGAAGAAUAAAAAAUAUAUUUAUUAUCAUAGCUAAAAACGUUAACUUUAACGAUAAACAAUGAAAACGUUUUAAUGCCAGUGUUGAAAUAAGUUAAACAACCCUGUGUCCUGACUUUUGGGCCACCCCUGUACAUGAAUUACUGACGCAAAUUCAAGAGGGUUACUGCCACGUGGACCUUUGGCGGUUGAGCCGGAGAAUGCUCUCGCGACGCCUUUUCCCGGUGCCGCACCGUGCGUUGUUCGGCACGAGGAAGAAGUUCCCCUGCCUGGCGUGUGGAACGGAACGUCGGACAUCGCGCCGUGCAGGGCGCAAGCGUGAAAACGCCCCUCCCCGCCACACGGCAGAGGGAAGCUGAACCGUAGGGAUUGCUGCGGCCAAUAAUACCAUCGAUGCCGCUGUGCUUUUGCCAUGUUUGUUUUAAAAGUCUUCGGCCGUAUCCCUACAGUUUGAUUUGAGCCCCCCCCCCCCCUUGCAAAAGGGGGGGGGCCUCGGUGGGUAUAGUCGCAGUGUCAAGUCAAAAUCCAAAGCUACGGUGCCUGCAAAUAAACCGCGAGGCGACUUGGUGA
Messenger RNA from Petromyzon marinus (sea lamprey), 4529 nucleotides. Its product is annotated as protein RCC2 homolog. Lineage: Eukaryota; Metazoa; Chordata; Hyperoartia; Petromyzontiformes; Petromyzontidae. Gene Ontology annotation, cellular component: membrane. Gene Ontology annotation, biological process: negative regulation of GTPase activity. Gene Ontology annotation, molecular function: small GTPase binding. The record is from RefSeq and is a predicted model, not a curated record.